UGAUCAUCAUCAUCAGCAGACAAAAUCUCGACCAUCGCAACUCGAGAUCCGAACGUGGAGCAGCUUUGGCGAUCACUCGAGACUGCAGGUCCUUCACGCGCGAGGGCAUCGGCCAAGCAGUCGAGUUGCGCCUGUCUUGCCAUUAGUGCGGCGAUUCUAUACGCUUGUCAAGAAUUUGCAGCAAAGGGACUUGUUCGAGCCAGGCGCCUACGAUACCGGACGUCGCUGCGAGGGCAGAGCAUACAUGCCUCUACACACCGUUUCUGCGAUCGCCGAGUGAUUUGCCAGCUGUGAUACACUCUCGAGGAAGCGUUUGCGCUCACACAGGUGCCACCAAACGUUGUGAUCCCUACAUCACCCAUCGGGACAGAUGCUCGUAAGCGGCGUUGCACCGUACCGCAUUGUUGCGCGAGAUGAGCUACUACAAUUCCAACUCGUACGGCGGGGGAGCAGGAGGAGGAGGAGCAGCAGCAGCAGCAGGAGGGGAUUGGUCGCGCGCUCACAACAGCUCAUCCUACCCUUCCGGCUCAUCCGCCAAUCAAAGCCAUCACGGUACCCACCAUGCUCAACAAAGCAACACCAACAGCGCGAACAAUUCAUGGUCUCAUCAGUAUCAACAGCAGCCUUCCUCUCAUCACGCGAAUGCAUCGCAAGCUUACUCCAACGCGGCUUGGCAAGAUGGAAGAUCUAAGAAUGCGAUGCACCAAGCAUCGGAUCACCAUGCUCCUAGCUCUGCGGAAGUCAAUCACUUGAUUCGCAACCUGCAACUUCCGGGAUCCGCCGCGUUUUCGAAUAGCGUGGCAAGUUCCGGUCGUACCUCCUCAAGCGCGCAGCAGCAGCAACACGGUUAUCAGCAACAGCAGCAGCCGCACCAGAUGUACGGGCAAUCGAGCCUAUCUGCAGGUCUGUACACUAAUUCCGCAGGCCAAGCUCAAUGGUCGCAGAACGUAUCCAACGCCAACGCCAACGCCAACCCUUCAUCACGCAGUCAAUCUCGGAAUGACGCUUCGCAGCACCAACAGCAGCAGCAACCGUUCAUAUCUCCGCACGACGUCCACAGGCAGACAAAUAGCGGCGAUUCAGCCAGUCAUAUGAUGUCGUUAGGAGGGCCAAUGUUGGGAUCCCAUCCUCACGUCGCUUCUCCAACCUACGCUGCAGAAUCUAUCGGUGCCCCUAGCCCCGUUGCCGACGUCGCACCGAUCAAGUCGAAGAGAGCGCCUAAGCCACGAAAGCCUGCGCCCGUCCGUAUGCCCGAGGUAGUGGCCACACCUGUCCAGCCUCCCGCACCUCUUACCGCAGCAGCACCUGCCAAAGGCGUACCUAAGAGGAAGCGAAAGGCAGCUGCGGAGGUGGAGCCCGCUCCAGCUCCGGUGCCGUCUGCUCCAAAGCCCGCACCUGCCGCAGCUGCAAAGCAAAAUGGCAGGAAAAAGGCUCGGUCUGGCAAGGGCGCGGCGGCAGCAGCUCCGGCACCUCCUCCGGAACCUGAACCAGAGGUAGCUGCAUCUCGCAAAAAGGGCAGACCGAAGGGCAGCAAAAACAAACCAAAAGCUUCUAGCGGACCGGAAAAAGAAAUCACUAUGUACGACGGUCUGGGAACGCCUCCUCCUCCUGAGAAUCCCAUGCCCCCCAAAAAGAAACGUGGCAGACCUUCCAAGAAGAACACGAAUGCUGGCGGCGAGGUCGCCGCGCCAAAAGGGGGGAAGACGGCCGCUGCGGAUGCUGCGGUGCUACUCUUGCCGCCGCCGCCGCCCCUGGUCGCUACAGCAUCCGUUGGUCCGCCGUCUGGCAAGUAUGGAGAGGAUUGGAAAGAGCUCUUUUUGGAACGCCUUCACAAUACACGCAUGUUCGGAUCGAUGAUCGAAGACGAAGAAAUGCAGGAGGAAUUUGAUGGCUUGAUUCGGAAUUUGGAAGAGAUGGCUAGCGGGUCUAUGCCUCGGUGACCCCAUUCAUACGCCUAUUGCGAAGGGCUCUCUUUCAUUCUAUUCCGUUUGUGCCAAAAAUGCAUAUUUGUACAAUCUCGCAACGUAUAGCUGAAUCGUG
This is a messenger RNA of Ceraceosorus guamensis, 2040 nucleotides long. RefSeq lists its product as hypothetical. Lineage: Eukaryota; Fungi; Basidiomycota; Exobasidiomycetes; Ceraceosorales; Ceraceosoraceae. The transcript is spliced from 3 exons. The record is from RefSeq and is a predicted model, not a curated record. Bases 414 to 1940 code for a protein of 508 amino acids.